CAUUCUCCCCCAAAUACUCCCCUCGUUCACGUUGUCAAUUAUUCCACAUUCGUUCUUCACACUCCCUUCACAACGUUCAUCAGCUGUGACCCUCUCCGAUCUCCGUCUAGACAUCCGAUCUCCGGCGCCGGCUACUGCUCUUUCUCCGAUCCGAUAAGGGAGGAAGUUAUACACUACAGAGAAGAUAUCUAAUUGAGUGUGGUUUAGGAGAAGAAACAUACAUAGGUACAGGUGAAGAGGGACUAGAGAGAAAGAGAAAAAUGGCAGUGGAGGAUGAUAAGGUAAAGAGAACUCGAGAUCUGCUGUCGAGUUUCUAUUCACAGGAUGCUUCUCAGACUUCUGCUCCCACCAACACCACAUCAAGAUUUGCCACUCUCGACACUAUCAACACCACCUCCUUCGAUGCCGAUCAGUACAUGAACCUUCUUGUACAAAAGUCAAAUCUGGAAGGCCUCCUUCAGAGACAUGUGGAAAUGGCUGCUGAAAUCAAGAAUCUUGACACUGACUUGCAAAUGUUAGUGUAUGAAAAUUAUAACAAGUUUAUCAGUGCUACAGAUACAAUUAAAAGAAUGAAGAAUAAUAUUGUUGGUAUGGAAGUAAAUAUGGAGCAACUCCUUGAGAAGAUAAUGUCAGUGCAGUCGCGAAGUGAUGGGGUCAACACUUCACUUUUUGAAAAGAGAGAGCAUAUAGAGAAAUUACACCGCACCCGUAAUCUAUUGCGCAAAGUUCAGUUUAUAUACGAUCUUCCUACCACGCUUGGAAAAUGCAUCAAAUCUGAAGCAUAUGGUGAUGCAGUGAGGUUCUACACUGGAGCCAUGCCAAUAUUUAAGGCAUAUGGGGACUCCUCAUUCCAGGAUUGUAAGAAAGCAUCUGAAGAAGUAAUGUCAGUUAUCGUUAACAAGCUUCAGGAUAAGGUUUCUUCUGAAUCUGAAUCAAUACAAGCAAGAGCGGAGGCUGUAAUGCUUCUUAAGCAGUUGGAUUUUCCGGUUGAAAAUUUGAAAUCCAAGCUUCUUGAAAAUCUAGAGCAGUUCCUUGGGGAACUUGAUCUCUCUAAAGAGAUAACAGGCAUGGGUUCUCGUGAAUCUACCAAUGAAGGAAGUGAAUCUGAUUCCAUUCCUUGUGUUCCCGAGCAACUGGUCAAACUCGUGCAAUAUUUAACCACAAGGCACUUUGAAGCUGCCAGACAAGAAAUACAGCAACGGAUAUCUCCAGAAAAAUUAUCCAGCCGACUUCGGUUUAUAUGGACUGAUGUCCUCCUGAUGGAUGAAGUCUUACCAGAGGCUGGUGUACAAGAUUUUGGUUUCGAGGCUGCUUGUGUUGCUGUGAGUGAGUAUGUUGCCAGUGCUUUUACCCAUCUUCUUCAUGAAAUAUCCGACACUCUCCUGCAAAUUCAAAAGGAAGAUGGCACAGGCAAGGAGUAUCCUUUGGGAGCUGCCCUUGAGGCCACCAAAAAUACUUUGAUUCAAGGCAGUACAAAACUCUUAUUGGAUUUCCGUGUUGUUCUUGAUGAAGAGUUGGGAUUGAUAUUGAAGCUAAGAGACAUGAUGAUUGGUUGGAUACAUGAAGGGUUUCAGAGGUUCUUCAGACGACUUAAUGAUGAGUUACUGUUGCUCUCCGGACAAAAUAUUAAUGUUAAUGUUGUACAACAACAAGAAGAGCAGCAGCAGCAGGAGAGGUUACAAGGUGACAAGGUCCCUGCUGGGGCUGUACUUGUGAUAUCCCAGCUAUCUGUUUUCAUUGAAAGAGAAGCCAUCUCAAGAGUGUUGUGUUCCAGCCUCCAAAGCUACAAUAGCCAUUUUUGUUGACAAAAUGAUACCUAGGGUGGCAAAGUCUUCCCAUCCUAUGAUGAACACAAUUAAUAGACGCAACUAUAAUGGUGGCUGCCAAGACUAUAAAUAGAGGCUUCAUUCUUCAGUUGUAUGCAUCCCAAAUAUAGAGAAACAAAUGUUAUAACACUUAGAGUGAGAGUGUUAGUGAGAGGGUUGGUUUUUGUAAUAGUUGAGUGUGAGAGUUGCUCCUCCUAUUGUAAUUCUAUUUUAGUUUUUAAUAGAAGAGUUUUCCGACCCCAACAACUGGUAUCAGAGCCCCGUUUGGUGUCCAG
This is a messenger RNA of Lactuca virosa, 2101 nucleotides long. The record is from the annotation of a GenBank genome assembly. Lineage: Eukaryota; Viridiplantae; Streptophyta; Magnoliopsida; Asterales; Asteraceae.